AACUUAAUUUGAUUUCAGAGAAAUAGAAAUGACAUCGUCAAAUCCACCACAAGACAAAAUGAUCUUCAAAUGCGAUAAACAAGCUGCAAUUGUUUCUGAUAAACUCCUCAGUUUCUAUAAACAAAACGAAUUAUUCGACACUGUUCUGAUUGCUGGAAGUGAUUGCGUUAAUAUCCAAGCUCAUAGAGUCGUCUUGUGUGCAUUUAGUGAGUAUUUCUUAGAAAAGUUUCGUACAACUUUACAGCCAAAUAAUAAUAUAAUCCAACUCAAAGAGAUCGAGGCAUCUACUUUGAAAUUGAUAGUAGAUUUCAUGUACACGGGUUCUAUUGAAUUGAGUCUCGCUAAUAUCGAUGAACUCUUGAGAAUUGUGUCGUUUUUGAAAAUAAAAACAUUGAUUGAAGGUUGUUGUGAGUUGAUUGAACAAAACAUAAGUUCAAGCAACUCGUUGGGAUACCUUCGAUUAGCUAAUGAAUUGAGCCUGCCGACACUGAAAGCCAAGUCGCUAGAAUGUAUUUAUACUCAUUUUGAGCAGAUUUCAAAGGAAAAGGAAAUUCUGAUGCUUAGUAAAGAUGAAUUAAAGGAUUUACUCUUUAAUGACAAUCCUUAUGGGGAUUUUGAAGAAAGUGUCUUUUUGGCCAUGGUGGCUUGGAUAAAUUAUGACAAAUUCAAUCGGACUCAAGAAUGCUUUGAGCUUCUGUCAAUGGUUCGUUUCGAGGCUCUUACACCCAAGUUUAUUGUGGAAAAUAGAAAAUCGGUUUGUAAAACUUUGGAAAGCUACGAGUUGAUUUGCAGUUGGCUCCAAUGGCAUUUGUCCCCUGAGACACGUUCAAAUGAUCAACCGAAUUGUGCUUUGAUUCCAAGGAAGAAGACUGAGAAGCUUGCAGUAGUAGGAGUCUUAGAAGAUGAAGAAAUUUGUAUUCAAACUUUCAAUUCCAAAGAAAAUUCAUGGUCCAUCGAAUUAAAAAAAACUUUACCAUCGAAACGACCUUGUGCUGAAACAAUUAUGAUUGAUAAUAAACUGUUUGUUGUUGGAGGAUACCAUAAUGGUGAAUUGACAAAUAAAGUGGAAUGUUUAGAAAUGGACACAAAGGAUUGGGCUGAUUUUCCGUCGAUGAACACACCUCGAUAUUAUUGUCAGUUAGUUGAAUUAAAUGGACAUUUAUGUGUUUAUGGUUGGGAUAACAUUGACAUGCCAUGUAUAGAAAUCUAUAAUUUUUCAACAUGCAAAUGGGAUGAACUACAACCAAUAUCUCAACCAAGUAUAGCAAGCAGAAUAACUGGGCACAAUGGGAAAUUAUACAUUCUCGAUUUUGAAAAUGGCUUUUUGCAAUCUUUUGAUGUCUCUUCAAAUAAAUUUACUUGCAAAGCUGUUGCGAAAUCUUCACUCAGAUCUUUUGGUUUUGCAGCAAUUGAAAGGUUUCUGUUUGUAAUUGGUGGGUAUGAAAACGGAGAAUAUUUGAAAACUGUUAAACGAUACGAUUUAUCUAAUGAUUUUUGGUGUGAAAUGGCAUCUUUAUCAAGGAGUCUAGAAUGCCCAACCUCAAAAGUUGUUGGAAAUAAAAUUAUAACUUGCAGUGAACUUAACAUUGAAGAAUAUAAUAUUGACAUGGACAAAUGGAAUACUUUGGGUUGUUUACCAGAAGAAGUUUACUGGUUGAACAGAAUGACUAUUCAUAAAUACAAUAAAUAA
Molecule: messenger RNA, 1690 nt
Organism: Episyrphus balteatus (marmalade hoverfly)
Lineage: Eukaryota; Metazoa; Arthropoda; Insecta; Diptera; Syrphidae
Product: kelch-like protein 4
Exons: 1
Coding region: 29-1690 (553 amino acids)
Molecular function (GO): protein binding
Source: RefSeq, a predicted model, not a curated record